Penaeus indicus is the source of this 2651-nucleotide messenger RNA. It is a transcript of the gene Sec5, whose product is annotated as exocyst complex component 2-like. Gene Ontology annotation, biological process: Golgi to plasma membrane transport; exocytosis. The record is from RefSeq and is a predicted model, not a curated record. Lineage: Eukaryota; Metazoa; Arthropoda; Malacostraca; Decapoda; Penaeidae. Gene Ontology annotation, cellular component: exocyst. The transcript is spliced from 19 exons. Bases 75 to 2651 code for a protein of 858 amino acids.
CGUAGCCCCUGACUUGGGCGUAAACAUUGGACAAGAAAAGUGUCACUCGGAACAAGGACAGAUAAGCAGGAAACAUGUCGAAGGCCCCAGUGGUCACGGGCAUUUCGCCCAUAGAGGGAGUGCCAGGGACCAAAGUCAUUAUUCGUGGAGAAAAUUUUGGAAACCGUCCAGAAGACUUGAUUGGUCUAACCAUAUGUGGUGUUGAUUGCCUUAUGACUGCGGAAUGGAAGACAAGUAACAAGAUCAUUGCACGAAAUGUCGCUGGUAAUGGCAAAGGAGAUAUUAUUGUUACAACAGUUCAAGGUUCAAGAGGAACUUCUACUGUACAGUUCAAAGGAUAUCAGGAAACAAUGGGACUUCUAAAGGAAUCGGCCGUGUGGGUAGAUGAGACCAUCUUCCUCAACAUGGCCUUUGGGAGGAAAAGGCCAAUGUCCCCUACAUCCGCCCUGCAGGAGGACCCUCUUGGACUCUCGGUUGAAGGCAAUGAUCGCAAGGUUUUGAACGAAGACCUGGAGGAAAUGUUUCCUGGUUGCUCGGGAGACCUCUCCUCCACCAAAUUCAACCCAGAAUGGUUCCUCCUCGAGAAUCAUUACUCCACCUCGUAUGACGACCUCAGAGCAGGCUUGGCAUACCUGAGGCGUAAAGUAGAGACACAGAAGAUGGGUCAGAUAUCCUUCCUAAAGACUAAUGUUGGCUCGGUGUUGGAGCAACUAGACACGCUGCUGGAGCUGAAAUGCAAGUUUGAGAGCGACAUCCAAGAAUAUGGCCGAAAUAUUACCCAAGUGUUAGAGAAAUCCAUUAUAGAAUGUAAAGAGGAAGCAGACAAGCUCUUUGAGGAUGUCCUGCAGCGGAAGGACCGAGCCGACGGGACGCGGAAUGCCCUCAAUGUGCUUCAUCGAUUCCGCUUCCUACUGUACUUGCCCGUUAACAUUGAGAGGCACAUUCAGCGCGGGGACUAUGAUGUGGUUAUUAAUGACUACGCCCGCGCAAAAAGUCUCUUUGGAGAUACACAAGUUCCUCUUUUUAGGCGAUUCUAUAAUGAGGUGGAGAAGCGUAUAGAUGACUUACGAGGAGUGCUUGGAGAACAGCUGACUCGAAUGCCAUCAUCACUAGAACACCAAAAGAAAAUAAUUAGAAAUCUUCAUCACCUGGAGACUCCCGGUGACCCCGCCUGGCAGUGUCUCACAGCGCAGCACGAGUACAUCCUGCACCUCCUGAUUUCAGUCCGCGAUUCGCAUCUCAAUCGAGAGAUGGCGGAUCAUGAUCUCGGCUCUGGGGGUGGGAAAAUGGGCGGGGGUGUGGGUGGUUCCAGGCACUCGACACCAGCUGCCAAGUACAACAAGAUUAUGAUGUCAUCUGUUGGGGAGUGGCAGGCCAAUGCCCCAGUGCGUGUUCUGUGGGUAGAGGAAGCUUGUGAGGUGUUGUCCACCAACUUCCCAGACAUGUGGAAACUUAGUCAGGCUUACUUUGGCGGGGAAUUGUUGCCUCCAUCAGCUCAGGUGGAUCAUCUGAAGCACCCCAGAUGUAAGGAAAUGAUCUUGGAGUUACUUCAUGUGUUCAGUGGACUGAUGCGAGGCGCCAUAAUGCCUCACUCCCUUGACCCUGUUGGUGCAAACUUCCGAAAUUACCAUGUUUGGCCUGAGGCUUCCCCUGAUCAGAUAACGCCAUGGUUACCACAAGUUUUGCGACAUGUGCGUGGGUGUUAUAGUACGCUGCUGACACAAGAUCUCCCUAAUGAUGCCCUUGAUGUUGUUAAGGACUUGAUUUUGGAUCUGAGAGUUCAUUGCCUAAUGUCAUUGUUCCAACAAACGGUAGAGCAUGUCCGCAGCCUACACACUCGAGAGAAAUGGAACCUGGAGGUUGAUGAUGAGAAUGGAGGUUGCACACAGUUGCCACACAUCUGUGAAAAUGUGAUUGUAGAAUGUGCCCAGCUUGUCCGUGAAACCGUCUUAGAAUCUGGGCCGCGGGAAACACCACUCCUCGAUCAUCCUACUGUGCAUAGGGAUAUCAUAACUCUAAUACACAAUGUUAUUGUUGCAUUUGCUCAAUCACUUGAGAAGUUGAGCCAAGUCAGUCUGCAUGACCCUGACGAGGAUGACAGUGACUGCAACAUCAGCGAGAAUGCGCCAGGUGUUGAGGCUCAACUGCUCAUUACACUAAGCAACUGUGCCUUCAUGCGACGCACAAUCCUUCCGCGGUUAUCAGACUCUCUGGUGAGAGCUUCGUACCCUCCAGAGGCUGUGAAAGAAGCUGUAGAGCAGGCUAGUGGAACGUAUACGGAGCUACAAGAUAGGCUCUUCGAAGCUUACUUGGAAGAAAGGGUUGAUCCGAUUAUUGGCAUGAUUGAGCGGUCCAUGUACCUGGGUCAGUAUGACUGGGGGAAAGUCGAACAUCCUCCGGCCGACGUCCGCACUUACGUCAAGGAAAUUCUUAUCAAUAUCACCCAUGUUCAUGCAGAGGUCGUGGGCGUAUGGCCAGGGCUUGUUGGCGGACUUGUGGGGAGAGUUGUCGAGGGUGUUGGCGAAGAAAUGUCACGUCUCAUCACCUGCGUCGGUCACUGGUCUCCAGCUGGGGCACUGCAGGCACAUAUAGACCUGGAUGCUUUGACCAGCGUGCUCCGGAAUCACAUGUCACAAGCAGCAAGUUAUUAG